Messenger RNA from Coprinopsis cinerea okayama7#130, 372 nucleotides. RefSeq lists its product as hypothetical. The coding region runs from base 1 to 372 and encodes 123 amino acids. NCBI's taxonomy places the organism in Eukaryota, Fungi, Basidiomycota, Agaricomycetes, Agaricales, Psathyrellaceae. The record is from RefSeq and is a predicted model, not a curated record. The transcript has 2 exons.
AUGCGCUUCAUCCUCUUCGCUAUUAUUGCCUUUCUUUUUUGGGGUUUGCAAGCCGCGUCGAGACCUGUCGCUCAGCUCGAAGCGCGAGAGGUCGCCGUGGACGACGCUCUCGACCUACUUACUCGUGAAGUGGUUGAAAGUAUACUCCUUAACCUGCGCCAUAAUGAUGAAUGGACCACUUCGCUGAUGGCUAGGGAGCUGCUCUACGACGACAUUACUAGUAUCGACGCGAGAGCGAACCCUAUCAGCAAGGCAAUCAAUGCCAUGAAGACUGCUGUGUCUGAUUGGAGAGACCGGAGAAGAAUCAGCGCACAGCAGGCUGAUCUCCGACAAAAGAUGAGCACAUGGAAUCGUCGUGGUGGAAGGCGGUGA